Messenger RNA from Lathyrus oleraceus (garden pea), 621 nucleotides. RefSeq names its product chlorophyll a-b binding protein AB80, chloroplastic-like. Gene Ontology annotation, biological process: photosynthesis, light harvesting. The record is from RefSeq and is a predicted model, not a curated record. NCBI's taxonomy places the organism in Eukaryota, Viridiplantae, Streptophyta, Magnoliopsida, Fabales, Fabaceae. Gene Ontology annotation, cellular component: membrane.
UGUUGGGAGCUUUGGGAUGUGUCUUCCCAGAGCUUUUGUCUCGCAACGGUGUUAAAUUCGGCGAAGCUGUGUGGUUCAAGGCAGGAUCUCAAAUCUUUAGUGAGGGUGGACUUGAUUACUUGGGCAACCCAAGCUUGGUCCAUGCUCAAAGCAUCCUUGCCAUAUGGGCCACUCAGGUUAUCUUGAUGGGAGCUGUCGAAGGUUACCGUAUUGCCGGUGGGCCUCUCGGUGAGGUGGUUGAUCCACUUUACCCAGGUGGAAGCUUUGAUCCAUUGGGCUUAGCUGAUGAUCCAGAAGCAUUCGCAGAAUUGAAGGUGAAGGAACUCAAGAACGGUAGAUUAGCCAUGUUCUCAAUGUUUGGAUUCUUCGUUCAAGCUAUUGUAACUGGAAAGGGUCCUUUGGAAAACCUUGCUGAUCAUCUUGCAGACCCAGUCAACAACAAUGCAUGGUCCUAUGCCACCAACUUUGUUCCCGGAAAAUAAACACUCUUUUCUUUAUGUUUUUGGUCAAGUAUACUUUGUUGUAAUGUUCUUCCCAAUUCAAUGUGAAUUAUUAUCAUUAUCAUGUGUGUAUGCAUAGGUGGACUAAUACAAGAUCAUGGAUGUUUUCUUUUUUACCAAA